AUGUCACUUGCACCUAUGGGAUUCCCACGACGGAUUCUCGAGAAUCUCGAGAUUGUAGACCGGGAACGACGGAAGAGCAUGUGGAGGAAUACCACAAUGUUCCAAGAGCUCCCCUCGCCGUUGUCACCCCCGGAUCUGUCACCUCCGCGCUCCCCCUCCGUACAGUCACCGGCACAGCAGGAAGUGGAGCUCGAGGCGCUAGCGGGGACGACAGGGGGAAACGGCGGAGGAGAAAGGCGCGCUUCCGCGGAUGCGGGGGAGGGGGGAAUGGGGAGAGCCAUGGGGAGAGCGAUGCGGAGGGAAGAAGGAAACGGGGGUUUGGAGGGGGAGGCCGGGGCGGAAGCGGAACGAGGGGAGGCUGGGGGGGAGCCAGGGGGAGCGGAGGUCCAGUUGGGGUCAGGGGAGGGAGCAGCGCCAGUGUCUGGGCUUGUCUAUUGGACCGGUGUAACGGCAGCUACAGACCCUCUGGGGAGUGUUCAUUGUCCCAAUUCUGAUGUGGAGCAGGUCCGAGCCGUGGCUUCCAGGCUGCUUCCUGCCAUAGCAGCGGCCACAAUCGACCAAUUAGAGAGCUCUGUAACUCUCUUCACCUCCCCCCCAUCCCCGUUAGAAGCAGCUGAGGCAGUCAAAGGCGAGUUGCUCACGUUCCUUGACUCCCACACCAAGAGCCUGACCGCUGCUGUGACUCCUGCUGCUGUUGAUGUUACCGAGGCUUGGACUGGGGUCUGGCACGGGCAUGGGGGAGAGGAGGAAGAGGGGAAAAAAGAAUCCUCAGUGUCAGCAGUGCAGCAGGAGAAGCAGAAUGGAGAGGAGAAACAGCCGUGUAACUCUCCUGUGGUUACCACCAUUCAGGCUCUUCUAGACGAGUUUGUGGCUCAACGCCAGAGCCUGCUGACUCGCUUUUCAUCUGCCUUCAGGCGUGUGGAACACACUGAAGACAAGGUUGCGUCGCUGGCUCAGCAGCUGGAGGAGUCUGACUUGCUUGACAAGGCUUUAAGGAUCAACCUUGCGCAGUCGCUUAUUCGCCGCGUCGACGCCGCGGGUACUGCGCACUGCUCGGCGCAAUUCGGCACUGUUGCGGGGUUGAAUUCGCACCGGGAACAUUGCCCGUUUGAGGAGGUCCCGUGUGCGAACGCACCCUGCUGGGAGCGGGUGUCGCGGUACAGAAUGGGCGUACACGAUAAGAAGUGCCCCCUUAAGAUGCUUCCGUGUCGGCAGGGGUGUAGACUGACAAUAGCACGAGCCAGGAUGGAGAGACACUGUGCGACGGACUGUGGGAUGAAAUCCGUAUCCUGCCCGUAUGCCCCUAUGGGGUGCACACUGCCUCUGCUUCAGAAGGACGUGGCGAAGCACUGUAGAGAGCGGGUGGAGGGGCACCUGCGAGCGGCAUGCCAGCUGGUGGUGGAGAUGCGGCAGGAGGGGCAGGUGAUGGCACGGCGGCUCGACAUGCUGGAAAAGUCUAUAUCCCUCACAGAGAGACAAGGGAAGGUGGACGUGGAAACAGUGCGCAAAGAGCUUCAAGCAUCCAACAAGAAAGUCACAUCGUUGGAGCAAGAGCUGAGUAGGGUCCGGCGCCAGAACAAGCAGCGUCUCGCGCGGCGAGCCAGCCGCGAUCGGUGGAACCUGCAGCAGCUGCUGAUCGCGGAGCGCAGAGCACUCGGGCCGCCGGUGGUCGGGUCGUAUUUUUAUCAGAGGGAGGACGCGGAGGGGAAGAAACCGCUGUUCUCGUUUGGCGUGAUGACGGACGUGCAGUACGCCGAUAUCGACGACGGUCAUUCGUUCCUUGGCAUCCCUCGAUUCUACCGACACAGUUUAGAAGUGGUGAAGAGGGCGGUUCGCGAUUGGAACCACGAGACGAACCACGUUUCCUUCGCAGUGCAUUUCGGCGACCUCGUCGACGGACUCUGCCCUCGCGAAAAUUCGCUCGAGGCCUUUCACACGGUUCUGGGCGAGUUCGGCAAGUUGACCAACGGACCCGUGUACCACAUGCUAGGCAACCACUGCCUCUACAACCUCCCGCGGAAAACCCUCAACAAGCUGCUCGCCAUGCCUCCCUCCGCCGACCACCGCUCCUACUACCACUUCUCCCCAUUCCCUGGCUUCCGCCUCGUCGUUCUCGACCCGUACGACAUCAGCAUGAUCGGAUGGCCGUCCGGCCACCCGCACGCUGAGCUGGCGGCGGAAAUUCUCGGGCAGCAGAAUCCCAACGAGGAGAAGAACAGCCCCGAGGGGAUGGUGGGGAUGCAGCGGCGGUUCUUGAAGUUCAACGGGGGAGUGAGUGAGACGCAGCUGGGGUGGCUGGAGGGCGUGUUGAGGGAGAGUGAUGAGUGUGGGGAGACGGUGAUCAUCUGCUGUCAUCUGCCUGUGGAGCCCAACGCUCUUCCCACCUCCACGUGCCUCAUCUGGAACUAUGACAAGGUUCUCGCGACCAUUCAGCAGCACGACUGUGUGGUGGCGGUCAUUUCUGGCCAUGCACACUUUGGAGCAUACACCUGCGACGACAAGGGCAUUCACCACCGGAUUCUUGAGGCGGCACUUGAAUGCCCGACAGGAACCUCAGCCUUCGGCCAGAUUGACGUGUAUCCUGAUCGCCUCUGUCUCAUCGGCCACGAUCGCAUGAUGAGCACACAGAUGAUUUUCCAUGACCGCCAUGUCAACCGCCAUGUCAGCAACAGCAGCUCGUCUUCCUGCCAUAUCAGCAAGCCCAUACAUACUAAGGGCCUCGCUGAAAUCAUGCAGCGACCUUAUGGAAGGCCAGUCGAGCAAUCCGAUAAUGACAACGCCUUCACGCAACGCGACGCAUCGGCUCCGCGAUGGUCCUCUGCUACUGCAUCGUCCGCGUCUAGUUCGUACGUCUUCGUCAACGAUGCUUCUCCGUUACCACCAUCCUCAGCAGCGUCUCCUUACUACGGUCGUUUCUCUCCGCGAGGAAGCCCUUUCCCGAGGCAUCUGGCUCCCGGCUAUUCCGAUUAUCCUGGCCCGUCCGGAAAUCUGAGUAAUUCUCGAACGAAUUCAGAUCAAAAUUCAGGCCAUCAUCGGUCGCUGUCAUCUGGAAGCUCGUUAUGGCAAUUCCCUCUCGCUCCUCCGGCUUGUCCGCCGUUUUCGGCUUCUGUGUCCGGAUUGUCUCAAGCCGAGACUCCACGUAUGACCAGAUCGCGAGAAGAUGCCACGACGUUCACGAGUAGCAGAUUUCGCACAGCCGAAUCCCCUGCAGUGUCACCGACGAGGACUGUUAGCUCAAUUUCUACUUCAACUGCACCUCCAGUUUCAUCUUCUGGGAAUUCCGUAUCAACGUUGGAGCGUAUUGAGACCGUGAAAGAAACGUCAAGUGAAAAACCGCCGCUGAAUUUCCCUUGGAUGACUCCCGUUCUGGUGACAUGUCUCCUCAUUGUGUUCCUGGUUACUAUGGGUCUGAAUAACUGUCCCCGCCAUGCUCACCCCGAUGGCCAGACCUGCAUAUGGAGGUUUUUACACAGAUUCUCCUUUGAGCCGCUGAGAGUAAAUCCGCUAUUUGGACCGUCCGCACGCAGAAUGCUCAACAUGGGAGCUCUUAAUGCGGAUCUGGUGCGGAACCACCGCCAGGGAUGGAGACUUCUGACGACCAUGUGGCUGCAUGCUGGCUCGGUUCAUGUCAUCUGCAACCUCCUUUCCCUCGCAUUUGUCUUCGUCAGGCUGGAGCAGGAAUUUGGACCAUGGCGGCCCUUAGCCGUUUUCUAUUUUUCGGGAGUUGCCAGUGCUGUAUUUGCGGCCAUGUUUCUUGGAGACAGUAUAUCCGCUGGAGUAUCAGGCCCCCUUUUUGGUCUCAUCGGAGCUACCUUUUCUGACGUCAUUGUCAAUUACAACUUUUACCACAACCAUUGGCAAGCACUUGCAGUCCUUACACUCUUGGGACUUGUCAAUCUCGCCACUGGACUGAUGCCUUUUAUUGACAUCUUCACCUGCAUUGGCGGGCUCCUCUCAGGCAUUCUCCUUGGGUUUGCUCUGUUGAUUCGGCCAAAGCCCAGCUUCGUUGGCCUGCUGAGAGCAACGCCUGCUGCCAUUGAUACGUUGAUGGGUGAGGGACGAGGCAUUCCUGUGACGAUGAAGUACACAGCAUGGCAGCAACGAAUCCGUAUGGCUGCUGCUGCUGCAUUUCUUGCCCUGUUAAGACUUUCUCAAAUCACACAGGGCUUCUUUCGUGCAGCAACAGCUCCACCGUCUCCUUUUCCACACUGUCCUUAA
Molecule: messenger RNA, 4218 nt
Organism: Closterium sp. Yama58-4
Lineage: Eukaryota; Viridiplantae; Streptophyta; Zygnematophyceae; Desmidiales; Closteriaceae
Source: the annotation of a GenBank genome assembly